Haliotis rubra (blacklip abalone) is the source of this 6786-nucleotide messenger RNA. RefSeq names its product protein inturned-like. The transcript has 18 exons. Gene Ontology annotation, cellular component: cilium; cytoplasm. NCBI's taxonomy places the organism in Eukaryota, Metazoa, Mollusca, Gastropoda, Lepetellida, Haliotidae. Bases 3 to 2678 code for a protein of 891 amino acids. The record is from RefSeq and is a predicted model, not a curated record. Gene Ontology annotation, biological process: cilium assembly; establishment of planar polarity; nervous system development. Gene Ontology annotation, molecular function: protein binding.
GUAUGUUUGGCCUGAACACGCCUCUGAGUAAAUCCAUCUCCGGUGGCGACUUUGACUCUGUCAACGUCAUUCUGGGAAACAGCUCAUUUAAAGGCAAAGCUAAAGUCGCCUGGCAGACAGAAGUGAACGGGGAUGGAGAGCUGUUCUAUCUGGACACAGGCAAGGUUGAAGAUGCCCUUCCACUGAGUGUACCCACCCCCACAACUGUGCCACACCCAUGUUGUGAGUCAUCAGCAGGGUGGUGCAGCACCAGAAACUGCAAAUGCUCCAACAGUGAAGACACAGGUUAUUCCACAGACAAUGACCAGCCUUCACCCAAAAAUGAAAAAGUUUCCAAAAAAUCAAGUCGGUUUUCUUCAUUUUUAAAAAAGAAAGACUCCAAGUCAUCCAAUGAGACGAAGGAUGUGUGUAGUGAGGCUGAGUGUUACUGUCCGGACAUGGAAUCUGUGAAGGAAGUGGUGCUACUUGUGGACCCGGGGCUACGGCCUGUGGGCAGACCUGGGGAGACGCUGUGUGAGCGCUUGUUGGGCAUUAUUCCUGGCAUUCUGGGAACUAAUGGGCAUACUGUAAAGAGUACGGACUUGGACAGAGAGAAAAUCAUCGUGAAAGGUUUCGUUCCUGAUGGACCUGCAGUCAAGUUUCGAGAUAUAAGAAUAGGUGACUGGUUGAAGUGUAUCAAUGGCCGAGAUGUGGGCUGGUCAACAGUUGAUGCCCGCCUCAAGUCUAUCACCAACCCGAAGAAGGUUAAGUUAAAGUUGGAGUCUCCGCCGCCAGUCAUCCUGCCCGACUCCCCCUGUCCCCCGUCCCCCAUGGACCACCAGUAUGAGAGUCUGCUGGAGCUGGUGUCGGGGGACCAGCUGACGGUGCAGGGCGGUGACCCCAUGGGGGUGUUCUACAUGUCCAUGGAAGGAGUAACAUCCGACGAUGUCUUCGAUCAGGAGGAUCUGGUGUACAGCUACCCCUGGGGCGGCGUGGUGACUGGCAUCAGGGGCAUGUUCUACACUCUCUCACACCUACUCAGGGACUUCGUUGUCUCCAAUGUUACAAAUUCCAGCUUCGUUGUAAAUGGGGAUCUGGUCCACACCGUCUACCACAUGGAAGGCAGGGACCUCCUGCUGCUGGCUGUCCCCCACAAAUGGUGCUCUAUCCCAGUGCUGAAACUCAUCCUUGCUGACAUUGUGCGUCUGCUGCGCUUCCUAGUCGGAUCAGUCGAAGAUGCUCUCCGUCGGACCAAACAUCGGCGUUUGGUGGAUGAGAUCUUCUCACUCCUCUUCAAGUCAUUAUCAGGGGAGACAAGAAGUGGCCCAGUCAAUCAAAUCCAUAAUCAUCCCUCAUUGGUCAAAGCAGCUGUCAAUCAGAAUCUAAGUCUUCCCCCAUUGGUCGGAACAUUUUCUCAUUCUGGUCAUGUGCAAUAUCUACCUCUGUCUGACGAGAUAAUGGAACACACCAGUGGAGUACUGACUGAUUUUGAAGCUUCUGAUUUUGUUGAUAUGUCGGACAACUUCUACGGGUGUCGGAGGUCUUACACUGUUCUUGGCUCAGGCUUGUUCUACAAGGGCCACAUGUUGUGUAGCCACCUGUCGCGGGACGACCUGGUCGACAUCCAUCUCUACCUGUCACACCACAUGCUGCUCACACUCACAGCCAAUCAGAAAGUCAGCCAGCUGGUCAUCUGGCGAGAGAUCUUCCCGACUCGCUUCUGUUACGAUGUCAGUGAAAUAAACAACACCUUUGGGUACUCCGAGCCUCAUGCAAGGUGGUUCCUGAUGGUUGUGGGUUUGAAACAUGGACUUCUAGCGGUACUGCUCGAGGCUGGUGGCUGUGCAACUCAGCAACAAGGCAGGCCAAGUCCAGAGCCAUUCUACAUCGACCAGGCUCGCUGCACAUUAAUGCAGAUUCAGACACCGGAGCUGAUUGGUCACUGUGAGGCCAGAUUAUCUGGCAGUGGCCUGCCUCCCACCGUCAGUAUAGACUCCUUCCUGUCCAGUACUCCUGCCGAUCUCACCACCACAGGCUAUGUCCACGAUGACUUCAACCCAAGAGGUCAAGGUCAAUCUGUGUCCAGCCGAUACUUCAACCACAGACAGAGGAAGUCGUCAAUAGAGUCAGAUGGUUCUGGUGGAAGCGGCAGCAGUGAUGGCAUAUUCAGAAGUCAGAGACGACAACGUAUGUUCCCUUUGGCAGGGGAGACAACUCGGCCCAGCAACAUAACUGACGGGUUGAGUCCAAAGGUGACGGACGGGAUGGAUAACUGCCUGUUCCACUACUGCAGUAUGGAUACCCUGGAGGGGCUGUACAUCACCUCCCCACUCCCCGACAUGGCUGCGCCCCUCCACUCACAGCUCAUUCAGAACUUCUACCGCUGCUGUGCACAGAUUCAGACCAUGUUCCGCAGUGCCAUUACGUACAGGGCCCUUGUGAACCAGGAGGAGGAGCCUGUGUUGUACCCGGACCGAAACCUGGUCAGCAUCCGUGAGCAGGGGGUGCUGUUCCACUGUCCCACCCAGCCAGGGUCUGACUCUCGCCGAACCAAACAAUCCCUUGCGUACUGGGUCGUGGGACGGAAGUACAGCCGCCCGGUGAAGCAGGAAGUGUAUGUAUGCUUCCAUGAGUCGACGCCACAGAACAUCGUGGAGAUGGCCUUCAGGUUAAGUUUCGGGCUCCUGUCUCCCGGGUGAUGGCAGUGUCGAUACACUCCACUCCUUCAUCUCCUGCCCAGGAUGCCAGGGUGACGUCUGCCCUUAGAUUCACCUCGUCCAAUCUUUGGGAGCCCAGUCAGUAGGCACCAUUUACUGAAGAUCAUGAUGUCACAAAGAUCAUUGAAGAUCGUAAUAAUCAGAACGCCAUGUGGUACUGAAGAUAAGAUCUGCUGAACAUCAGGAUGCAUUGAAGAUCAAAAAUGACAGAAGGUCAUGACCAAGACAACAUAAGAUUGUGAACCUCUGCCCAGAAUUCAUGUACUGAAGAUCUCAAGGGAUUAAUGAUCACAGGUUGCAGAUGAUCAAGACAUGCUGAAGACCAGAGAUAACAACAUAUGACAAUUUACAAUUCAAAUCAUCAUAAAUUGUGACCUUGUAUUGUUUGUGGUUUGUGGUUCACAGGUCUGAUCAAGUGCCUGGCAGCAGAUCUGAAGAUGUCCUGGUGCAUCAAGUCAGGGUUGACAUGGUUUUGUGCACCUGAUGAAGGGCCUGCCCGGGAAUGCAACCUUGAUGCAAGGGUUUCAUGGUCAUGUGAUUGAUUCUACGAAAGCAUCCAUUAAGAAGCCAAGAUAGAAGGGUCAGUACCUACAGGUACCUCUACUGUGUGCCCAUGAUCUCAACAAUAGUAAUAUGUGUCAUGGUUACAGUUGGCCCUGAUAGUUCCCGAUAGAACAAGACUGUACAGUGCUGCCCCUAGGCCAGUUGUGCAUCAGCUGUGUACAUCCCUCUCUGCAAGAGGUCAGAGGAUGAACACUGAACCACUGUGAACCAUGGAGUAAGAUGUCUAUAUUAAUAAAGACAUGGUUGCUAUGGUCACAGUGUGUCAGUAAUGACUGUUUCCUAACCUGAAAGAUAUUAAAACUUGAAGCAUACAGUGAACCUGGAUGCUAUCUCGCCGUCCAUGUGUCUGCAUUCUGUAAGAGAACUAGAACAGUUCACGCAGUUAUGUGUCACACCAUCAAGGUCUAUGCGACCUUGACCCACUCUUUUCAAGGUCAUCUGGAUCCAUCACCUUCAUCUCUUCAUCAACUGAUAAAGGACCGUCCAACCAAGGUUCAGGGACUGUUGCUCACCUAACAUCCAAACUGCAUGGUCUAUGGACAAGUUCCUAGAGUCCUAAGUAUUCUAUACUGUGUGCUUGUGGUAUCCCAAAGAGAAAUUCUGAAGUUGCAUGAAAAAGACAUGUCCUUUUAUACCUCAGUGACUACAAAGUAUAUGAUAUUUACCUGUUACCUGGUCACAAACCUGCCAGAACAUUUACCUCAAGUGUCUUUUGAACAUGUGUCUGUGAUAACAGAAAUAAUAUUUUAUUUGUGAAGUGAAGAGAGUAACAAGAUAUUCCACAUGGAGGAAAUUCCGAGCUCUGUUGUUUCAAAUGAAAAAUAAAUAAGUGACAUGCUUUAAAGGCUUCCUUUACACUCCAAAUAUUGUAAGGAUAAGCCAGAAAAACAACUGAUUUGCCUAUCAUUUGAACAAUGAACUUAGCAUUUCCAUAUAAGCAUAAGUGCUAAUUUCGAAUUCACUGUUCCAUGUUUUUAUCAACAUGAUUGAAGGUCUGUUGACAAGAUUGAAGCAAAUAUAUUUUAAAAAAUCUUGCUUCAUUAUGUAAAAUACCUCAUUCCAUACCUGGUCAAAUCCAUGAUAUUAUAUUUAUAUAAAGCGAAAUGGAUGCAAUUAGUUUAUGUAUUUUAGUCAGUAUUGUUAAUUUUAUUUUUCCUGUUCAAAAUAGAUACUAUAUACAUUAUUGUAAAACAAUGCCAAACAUAAGAGGUCUUAUCCUUGCUUAUCGAUACUGCCUGAAGUCAAUGUUUCAGAUUCAACAUAUUUAACAUGUUAACAUGAUUAACUAUACAAUGAGCAAUCCAAAGUUUUGACAGCUAACUUAUAUGUUGGAGAGAUUGAGUUUCCAAUAUUAUCAAAAAUCAUAAUUGUUACUGUACUCUACCUCUACUGUCUGCAUGAAGGUCGGAGGACUCCUCCUUAGGAAGACAUGUUUAUAGAAAAUCAGCACCAUGGGUACAACAUUUGAGUGAGAGAUGAAUUCAGAGAAGCAUUUCUGAAUUCUUUGUAUAAAACUGGAAUGUACUUGGGGGUUUUCAAUGCAAAACAAUAAAGCUGCUCUAUAUCUUAUACAACCCUGUCACUGGUGGAGAUACUGCCAGUGUGUUGAAAUGUUUAAACUUUUCUGUCGGUGCUCUCAGAUCUUCACACAGAGAGGUGUCUGAUUUAAAUGAGAUUGUUGCCUUCCUGUCAUCAGUUUUUAUUAGUAUGUUUAUUCACAAAGAAGUUUUCACAGGAUCUAAUUAAGAAUAAAGUGUAAUGGGUAAAAAAUAGAACACUCCACUCCAUGAAGUCUUAUUAUCUGGUGACUUAAUACUUUCAAUACUGUAUAUAUUCAAUUUCAUAUACAUGUUGUUGAAUGUAGUUCUGAUGUAAGUGAUCAAAUCAAAUGUAAUGGAGGAAUUCAGGGAUGUUUUCGUUUAAUGAGCCAAAUAAUGUGUUUGUUUGAAUGUCAGAUGUAAUUGAGAAGUGUUGCUAAGACACUGGUGCUUGUAAAUCCCUGUGUUUUGCUGUGAUUGCAUUAAAUGUGCUGAGUUAGGGCCUGGGAGGAAGCUGGGAGUAUCAUAAGAACUGCCAUACCAUUCAACUAAGAAUCUGAUGGUAUUAAGAACCCAGCUGUCUAGGAUUCUAGUAGGGAGACAGUGAGUGAGGGUGAGAGUGAGUGAGGGUGGCAAGAAGGGAGAUAAGAGGUCUGAAUGAGUAAGUGAUGGAGUGAGUGAGGUGAGGGUGGCAGGAAGGGAGAUAAGAGGUCUGAAUGAGUAAGUGAUGGAGUGAGUGAGGUGAGGGUGGCAGGAGGGGCAAGAAGGGAGAUAAGAGGUCUGAAUGAGUAAGUGAUGGAGUGAAGGAGGAUGGGAAUGAGUGAGUGAGCGAAGUGUUAUGCUACUUUAUCUAAUAUUCCCCAAAUGGACUUCAUACCUUGUCCCCAUGGAGAGAACUAAGACUGAUGUCAGCUAGGUUGUAGGCAUAUCCUUCAGUCACGGACACCAAAGCCAACUGUGUUGAUGGUUGUUAGCAGUCAGCUAGUUUGUCAGGAUAAACACUAAACUACAGUGAGCAUCCCGGUCCUGCCACUGCUCUUCAUGUAUUGUAUUUCGGUGAAUCCUUCUCUUAGUUUCGUGUCCGUAAAUAUUUCAGUAGACACGAAGGAUGAACAUGAAAGCAGAAUCUUCAACCCAAAAUACCACAGCCAAAAUCUACCAGAGCCUGUUACCCAUUUUCUGGCACUGGUUCAUGUUUCACAGAUUGUGACCAAGCAUUCUUGAACAGAUGUUACAUUGCAAAAAAGUUGUGCUGAUACAUGUACAUCACAGCCAAUUUGAAAAAUGGGGGACAUAGCAAUCAGCACGUGUCCAUCUUAGGACUCAUCUGUCCAUUCCCAUAGCAGAGCUCAUAAACCAUUGAAUAUUUCUAGUUAAAAUGUGCUAUACAGAGCAGUGAACUGAUGCGUUUCGAUGAUUUGGGUUCUUUAAUUCAUAAUUUAUUUAUUGUUUUCAUGACAAGUAUUCGUAACUGAAAAUGUCUGUUUUGCAUAUCCCCCAAUCAGUCAAGUGGUAAACCAGUGUUUAUAAAUCAGAAUAUUUAAAAAUACUGAAUGCUGAUAUCAAUUUUUCAGUGAAGUGAAGGUAGCCAAUGUCAGAGAACCAAUAGUGUGGUAUGAGGAGCCAAACUCCAUCUCAGUAUUACAGCCUAGACAGACGUAGCGUUUCCUGAUGAGUUCUUUUCAGUAAUACAUUGUAUAACUGAUUGAGGAUUUAUAGUAAGAGAAAUAUUUCCAUUUUUUAGCCUUUUUACACUACAUAAUUGUUGGAGUGUCAACAUACGACAACAUUAAAAAAGUCCAGCAUUAUUUUAACUACAUAUGUUGGGAGUUGACCACAGAGCCAGUUGUCCAUGUCUACCAGCUGAAGUCCAGAGGGAUAUUAUGAGCAAUACACUCUGGGGGGGAGGGGUUUUGUCAUUGGUGCAAUGUGAUACUAAGUAUCAAACUUGUUAUUUGUUGUUUUCUAAUAAAACUAUUUAAAUACUA